GUGGGCGGGGCUCUACAUCCGGGUUCCGUCGCCGACCCCUCACGUGACCCCCGCAGGAUCGCAAACAUGGCGGAGUCCUCCCUUGGGAAUCCCAGCCCAGGGGGUUCAGCAGGUUCCGAUGACCAUGACUUCGACCCAUCAGCAGACAUGCUCGUCCAUGACUUUGACGACGAACGCACGCUAGAAGAAGAGGAAAUGUUAGAGGCGACGGAUGAGACCAACGUCAACGAGAUUGCAGAUCUUGCUCGUGAAGGAGACAUGCCCAUCCAUGAACUCCUCAAUCUGUACGGCUACGGGAGCGCGUCACCGGCGGAAGAGGAUGAGGAGGAGGACGAGGAAGAGGACGAAGAGGAGGAUGAAGAGGAUGAACUGGACAACGAAGAAAGCACCAAGGGCAUUGACCAGCUGAAAAGAAACGAGGAGGAACGAGUCCAGAACUCUACGGCGUUGGUGGACGAGGCCCCGGCACCUGCUGAGGGGCGCACACGUUCUGUUCGGACCCUCGGCACUGUGGAACUGAUCCGUUCACAGAAACUCAAGUACUUUGAAAGUAAUAACGAUGCAGAGGAAGAGUCAGAUGAAGACGAGGACUAUGUUCCAUCUGAAGAUUGGAAAAAGGAGAUAAUGGUGGGGUCCAUGUAUCAAGCAGAAACCCCUGCUGGUCUAUGUAAAUAUAAAGACAAUGAAAAAGUUUAUGAAAAUGACGACCAGUUGUUGUGGAACCCUGAAUGUCUACCUGAAAACAAAGUGGUGGAGUUCCUAACAGAAGCAUCCAAGCGAACGGGUGAAGAGAAGGGAGUAGACGCCAUCCCAGAAGGGUCCCACAUCAAAGACAACGAACAGGCACUAUAUGAGCUGGUGAAAUGUGACUUUGACGCAGAAGAAGCUUUAAGGAGACUAAGGUUUAACGUAAAGGCAGCCAGGGAGGAACUUUCUGUCUGGACUGAGGAGGAAUGUAGAAAUUUUGAACAAGGACUUAAAUCCUAUGGGAAAGAUUUUCAUUUGAUACAGGCCAACAAGGUGAGAACUAGGUCUGUAGGAGAAUGUGUGGCCUUUUAUUACAUGUGGAAGAAGUCUGAGCGUUAUGAUUUCUUUGCACAGCAAACCAGACUUGGAAAAAGGAAAUACAACCUUCACCCUGGUGUCACAGACUACAUGGAUAGGUUACUGGACGAGACGGAGAGCGCCGCCUCAAGCAGGGCGGCGUCGCCUCCUCCCACCACGUCUAGCAGCAGCGCCAGCCACUCGGAGAAGGAGGACAGCAGCGGUCACAAUGGUGUCAGUUGUGUCCAUGUUGGAGAUGGUCUACAUCUGGUCCCGCCCCACCAAGCUAGACCUGAACCGCCACAGUCUAACGGACCUUCGGGCGACGCCCCGCCUCCCGCCUCAGACCACGCCUCCAACGGCUGCCAGCAUCAUGUUUCCCCAGAAAGACCUGUGGACCACAAGGACUUGGACUACACAGAGCUGGACCACAGAGGCACGGACCACCGAGUGGUGGACCUCAGAGACGUGGACCACGACAGGCCGGCCAAGAGGUUGAAGAUGGAGGCGGAGCCUUUGUCCCAAGUGGAACUUUCCAGAACACAGCAGAACUGAAGGCUGGAUUUCAGCCUAAUUGGGAAGCAAGCAAGCAGACUGGGAGGACCAGAAGAAGCUUCUGAGCCCGCCUUUGUAGACACUUAUUUUUCUACUCCAGAUAUUUAUAUUUUUAACCAAAAGGACAUCUGUCGUGCGCGCGCGCACACACACACACACACACACACACACACACACACACACACACACACACACACGCACACACACACGCACUUUGAAGGUGAAAUGAACCGAGUCAGGUUUGUGUGAGGAGCAGCUGACAUCAGUGAUGUCAUCACCGUAUGGCACGUCCAAGAUGGCGGUACUUCCUGCCUCCUCACUUCCACCAGACUGAAUGUUUGUCUGACUUUCUUACCUUCCACAAAGGAUCUAUUUUUCUUCUCCUUGGCGGACGUGCGCUUUGAAAAGGAAACUUUUCCUUUGGCGCCCUCCAUCCAGAAUGUUUAGUUGUGAUCUUCAAAGCCGCCAGUAUGACUCCUCAAUAAACCACUGAGAGUUGAAAA
Molecule: messenger RNA, 2102 nt
Organism: Nerophis ophidion (straightnose pipefish)
Lineage: Eukaryota; Metazoa; Chordata; Actinopteri; Syngnathiformes; Syngnathidae
Product: mesoderm induction early response protein 1-like
Exons: 13
Coding region: 67-1599 (510 amino acids)
Biological process (GO): negative regulation of transcription by RNA polymerase II
Cellular component (GO): nucleoplasm
Molecular function (GO): transcription corepressor activity; histone deacetylase binding
Source: RefSeq, a predicted model, not a curated record